GAACAAGCAGAAGAUUUAUUGAAUCAAGUAAUGGAUCCCACCUCACCCUACCAUAUACAAUCAGAAUAUCUAGUUGGAAGAUUGGUGGACUGUAUGGAGAGAAUUGAUGUGGCGAGUUCAGCUGAAGGUUGUACUUUGACCUUUGAUUCCUGGUCUUGUUGGAACUAUACACAACCAGGAGAGACUGCUCGGAGUGGUUGCCCUGGGUUCGACUAUAUGGGGUUCAUGGCGGAGAAUUUUGCAGAGAAAUUAUGUACGGCGGAGGGGGAGUGGUGGGUUCACCCACACACUAACAGAAGUUGGUCCAACUAUACGGGAUGUUUGGACCAUUCUGAUAUACGCUUCAGGGAUAGCAUUAAUAUCAUCACGGUGGUUGGCUUGAUGAUCUCCCUGGCCGCUCUCCUCAUCUCCCUCAUCAUGUUCUCCAUCUUCCCCUUCCUCAACCCUACCAGAGUCUCACUGCAUCGGAAUAUGUUCUGCUCUCUGGCACUUAACAAUAUAUCCUGGGUUGUUUGGUACUACCUGGUCCUGGUUGACCCCGAGGUAUGGCAGAGUAAUGUACCCUGGUGUAUAGGUUUACAUGUUACAACAACCUACUUCAUGAUUUCAACCUACUUCUGGGUUCUUUGCGAGGGAACAUAUCUCUACCUUAUACUGGCCAAAACAUUCAUAGAAGAGGAGGAUUGGAUAGCAGUUCUCAAGUUGUUUGGUUGGUUAGGACCUCUGCUUCCCCUGGGACUCUACUUUGGAUAUAGAAUGGUCUACGAGAACGAUAACUGCUGGAUGGAUAUGGACAAGAGUAUUUGGUUUCUAGCUGUACCCUCUGUACUCUGCAUUCUUGGCAACAUAUUUUUCCUCUACAAGGUUAUCAAUAUACUCAGACGAAAGUUGGUGUUCGAGAAUAAUUUCAACCGAAACCAUUCCAAUAUUCUGAAGAAAAGCGCACGUGCCGCGGCUAUUCUUGUUCCCAUCUUCGGACUUCAGUUCCUUAUACUGCCUAUGCGCCCAGUCCAGGGCUCCUAUCUGGAGUAUGCCUAUGACAUCAUAUCAUCUCUUUCCACCUCUACUCAGGGUUUGUCCGUCUCCAUCCUUCUCUGCUUCACAAACCCUGAGAUGAUAAAGAUCACUAGAUCCAGGCUUCAACGAGACACAACUACAAGAAGAAACAUUUCCGAGUCUAAAAAUCCCAACUACCGUUGGGCUUGUACCCAGAGCAGACCUGAUCAUAUGAGGGAAAAGAAUAUGGUUUUUCAGUGUACUAGUGUACUAGCCGGGUAG
Molecule: messenger RNA, 1278 nt
Organism: Eurytemora carolleeae
Lineage: Eukaryota; Metazoa; Arthropoda; Copepoda; Calanoida; Temoridae
Product: calcitonin gene-related peptide type 1 receptor
Exons: 17
Coding region: 31-1278 (415 amino acids)
Biological process (GO): cell surface receptor signaling pathway; adenylate cyclase-modulating G protein-coupled receptor signaling pathway
Cellular component (GO): plasma membrane
Molecular function (GO): calcitonin receptor activity
Source: RefSeq, a predicted model, not a curated record